Diaporthe batatas is the source of this 1806-nucleotide messenger RNA. RefSeq lists its product as uncharacterized. The transcript is spliced from 2 exons. Gene Ontology annotation, molecular function: hydrolase activity, hydrolyzing O-glycosyl compounds. NCBI's taxonomy places the organism in Eukaryota, Fungi, Ascomycota, Sordariomycetes, Diaporthales, Diaporthaceae. Bases 1 to 1806 code for a protein of 601 amino acids. Gene Ontology annotation, biological process: carbohydrate metabolic process. The record is from RefSeq and is a predicted model, not a curated record.
AUGAAGGCAAGGCUUCUCUUGUCUGUCCUGCCCUUCUUCGGAGUUGGGCAGGCGCAGAACUCGACUUUUCAGAACCCCAUACUGAGCGGCUUCAACCCGGAUCCGAGCUGCAUUUUCGUUCCCGAGUACAACAACACAUUCUUCUGCGCAACUUCAAGUUUUCUUGCCUUUCCCGGCCUCCCUAUCCAUGCAAGCCGAGACUUGAUCCACUGGAAGCAUGUCUCCAACGCGUUCAGCCGGGCAGACCAACUCCCUGGGAUGGCAUUCCUCCCCAAAGCUACGAGCGGAAUUUAUGCGCCAACCCUUCGUUUCCACGAGGGUACCUUCUAUCUUCUCUCCACUCUUGUCAAUCAGCAACUGCCAAGGACCAAUGACAGCCGCUGGGACAACUUCAUUCUCACAACGACGGACCCGUACAGCUCGGACGCCUGGUCUGAUCCCGUGCAUUUCAGCUUUCCCGGCUUCGAUCCCUCGCCGUUCUGGGACGAUGACGGCAAGACGUACGUCUCGGGUGCUCAUACCGCAGCCUAUUACCCUGGAGUCAUGCAUGCGCCCCUCGACCUUGAGACCGGUGAGAUCGGAGAUAUCAUAAUGCCAUGGAAUGGCACUGGGGGCGCAUCCCCAGAGGCACCCCACAUCUGGAAACGGGACGGACACUACUACCUCCUCAUCGCGGAGGGAGGCACCCGCGAGAACCACAUGGUGACGAUGGCGAGAUCCCGCAGCCUCACUGGGCCCUUCGAGCCCGCGCCUGCGAACCCGCUGCUCACCUCGGCAAACGACACUAGCUCCUAUUUCCAAGCUGUUGGACACGCGGAUCUCUUUCAGGACUCCAAAGGUCAGUGGUGGGCUGUCGCACUGGCGGUCCGCGCGGGUGGCACGUACGGCGAAAAGCCGGGGCCAUACUUUGGGAACCUGCCCAUGGGCCGCGAAACAGUUCUCGCGCCGGUGACCUGGGAAGAAGGCGAGUUCCCAGUCUUCACCCCUGUCACCGGGGACAUGUCAGGAUGGCCGCUUCCUCCCGAGGCUCACCUAGAAGAGGGCGAGGGUGAGCUAAGCGACGCAGAUGAUGUUGUCACUUUCUCUCCGGGAAGCGAGCUUCCCAUCCAUUUCGUUCACUGGCGCCUGCCUAAAUCAAGGAAUUACCGCGUAUCACCGCCCGGCCAUGAGAACACACUGGCCCUCAAGUCAUCUGUCCUCAACUUGACUGCUUUCGACGCAGAUUUCGCACUGGGCCGGGGCCAGACCUUCGUCGGGCGCCGCAUGGCACACUCGCUAUUCCGUUUCCGCGUGGACGUAGACUGGGUCGAUACCCUGACGAAGGAGGAGAUGGAAGUGGGAGUGUCGGCUAUUCAGGAUCAGGCUCAACACUUUGACCUCGGCAUCGUGAUGCUCAAGUCCAACGGUUCCGGCCCACUUCGACCACACCUUCGGUUCCGGGGGAUCUCGGAGACACCGUACCGUGCCACACAGAAUCCCCCAAAUGAGGCCUUCCCGCUGCCUGAAGAAUGGGAAGGGCACAAAAUUUCGCUUCAGAUCGAGGCAGCUAACAGCACCCACUUCGCAUUCUCUGCCGGGCUCGCGGGGUCUGGAGAGGAAGCUGAGAUGGAAGUGUACGGCCAUUGUAUGGGGACAGAAUUGGUUCCGUAUUACUCCGGAGUUGUGCUAGGAGUGUAUGCAACUUCGAAUGGGAAGCACGGAGAGCAAGCGUUCGAGACUUACGUAUCAAAUUGGCAGUACACUGGCAUUCAACAACUGAGAAGCCAGGAAGAUGUUAUUGGCGCGGAUGAAGCUGAUUCCUUGUGA